This is a messenger RNA of Aspergillus homomorphus CBS 101889, 816 nucleotides long. RefSeq names its product DUF924 family protein. NCBI's taxonomy places the organism in Eukaryota, Fungi, Ascomycota, Eurotiomycetes, Eurotiales, Aspergillaceae. The coding region runs from base 1 to 816 and encodes 271 amino acids. Gene Ontology annotation, molecular function: protein binding. The record is from RefSeq and is a predicted model, not a curated record. The transcript is spliced from 2 exons.
AUGGGAAGCCUCAACGAGCGCACUGCCCCCAAGGGCGCGAUCACCGAUCUCCUAACCCCAACCUUCCUCAAGAGUAUUCGAGACUUCUGGUUCCAGCACUGCCGCGACGAGACGGAACUAGUCCUGCCGAAAGAGUCGUCAAUGCAGCGCUGGUUCUCCGCAAACCCCGACAUGGACCGCGCCUGCAGCGUGCAAUUUCGCAGACCACUGGAGACAAUUCUGCAUUCAGCAGUCACGCCAACCGAGCUUUUCGCCACUGCACAGGCCUUCUCGUCCCCACUGGACUGGUUAAGCCUCGUGCUCCUGCUCGACCAGAUCCCACGGAACUGUUUCCGCAAUCAGGAGGCGGCCAUCGUCUACCGCACGUUUGAUCCACUGGCGCUGAAGAUUGCCCUGCAUGCGCUAGAUGAUGUGGUAGUGCGCGAACCGCCCCUGCGGUAUGCAUUCACGUAUCGGAUGUGGUUCUACAUGCCGAUCAUGCAUUCCGAAGAUCUAGAGAUUCAUCAGGACAUCGCGCCGACAAGAUUCGCCUUGGUGUCUGCCGAUGUAGAGAGGCUUCUAUCUGCCGGUGAUGAGGAGCUUGGGCUGCUGGGUCCUCAUGAGCGCCACUGUUACCAGGUUCUGAAGGACCGCGAGGAGAAGGCACGGGCGUUUGUGGAUCAUCUCUCUACGUACGAGAAGACACACGCGCAAAUUAUUGAGCGGUUUGGGCGAUAUCCGCAUCGGAACCGGCCGUUGGAGCGGACGUUUACUGGUGACGAGGUGGCGUAUUUGAAGUCGGAGGGGGAGACUUUUGGGGUGAGUGUUACGGUAUAG